AUGUCAGGAAACUUGUCUCUCUUGUCAAUAAGUCCCACAAGCAUUUGGGGAAACUCCUCUGUGUUAAUCACCUCCCCUCCUGUCUGGGAGGUGCCCACAUUCACUGUGGCUGCUCGUUUCCGCGUGGUGGCCACCAUGGUGCUCUUUGUCUUUGCUGCUAUCAGUAACCUCUCAGUACUAAUCAGUGUUACCAAGGGACGAGGACGCCACCUGGCAUCCCACCUGCGGCCUCUCAUCGCCAGCCUGGCCACUGCUGACCUGGUCAUGACGUUUGUGGUUAUGCCACUUGAUGCUAUUUGGAACAUUACAGUGCAGUGGUAUGCCGGUGAUGCUAUGUGCAAACUGCUCUGCUUCCUCAAGCUCUUUGCCAUGCACUCCACAGCAUUUAUCCUGGUAGUGGUGAGUUUAGACAGGCACCAUGCCAUUCUGCACCCGUUGAAAGCUCUGGAUGCCGGCCGCAGGAACAGGAGGAUGCUGCUGGCUGCUUGGAUCCUCAGCAUACUGCUUGCUUCUCCACAGUUGUUUAUUUUCAGGGCAAUUAAAGCUAAAGAAGUAGACUUUGUGCAGUGUGUCACACAUGGAAGCUUCCAGCAGCGCUGGCAGGAGACAGCCUACAACAUGUUCCACUUUGUCACCCUCUAUGUGUUCCCUCUGCUUGUCAUGAGCUUCUGCUACACUCGAAUCCUGGUGGAAAUCAACCGCCAGAUGCCCCGUGGUAAAGGAAAAGGUGAGGAACCUUGUCUGAGAUGCAGUGGAAUGGACAUAAUCCCAAAAGCACGAAUGAAGACCCUAAAGAUGACCAUCAUUAUUGUGGCAUCCUUUGUUGUGUGCUGGACUCCCUACUACCUCCUUGGCAUCUGGUACUGGUUCCAGCCUCGUAUGCUGCAGGUGAUGCCAGAAUACGUCCAUCAUGCACUCUUUGUCUUCGGCAACCUCAACACAUGCUGCGAUCCGGUCAUAUAUGGCUUCUUCACGCCUUCGUUCCGAGCAGACAUAACCAGCUGCUUUUGUAGAAGGACUCAUAAUUCUUCCCCCAAAUCAUUGGACAGACUCUCUGCCAGGAGAGGGGGGGCAAGUAUAGAAGCUGAGUCAGACCUCAGAAGUGGUGACCAGCCCUGUGGACAACAACCAUAGCGGGCCAAUACACCUCCAUGGAGCCUUGGAGUGACUACCAUUUAUUAUUUCAGGCAUAGACAGAUUUGCCUGUUCAUGGAAUUUAACCCUUUGGAUAUUAAUUAUAUAAGGGGACUUUCACUCUGUCCAGACAUCUGUAAAUGCUGCCGGUGGUGUAAUUAGAAUCUGUGCAAGCAUGAUGUGUUUGCUUGAAUUCAGCUUUGAUCCACUUAAAGGGAUAGCUGACCCAGAAAUGAAAAUUCUAUAAUUCUGUGAAACCUGUGAUGACUGUAUUUCAUCCAUGGAACACAAAAGGAAAAUGGUAUUGGAAAAUGGAAUUCUCGUCAAAUGAACAUUACAAUAACUAGAUUUUUGCAAACUGAGUUUCCUGGUGAAAUGAACACUAGAGGCAUUACAAUACUAUGCAUUUUAUUGACUUUCACACAAAUCACGGGUACUAUGGCUGUUCAUGACUUUAGAAACACUUGACUUUAGUUUUUUCGCGCUAUUAUUCACACCCUGCUAUGUUAUCAAAACACUUUACAGUUUACAGCUUGUAUUACAGACCCACCUACUAUUACACAUUUAUUCCAAUGUGAUUAGCUUCUGUGGUAGCUCACCUGAUAGAGUGUUGGACUUUCUGCAGCCAAACAUGUAAUCAAGCACGUAAUUUUGGUUUGUUGCCAAUUGUCACGUAAAUUUCAUGAGAUCAAGCUGUUCACAUUUAUUGUAUGGAAAAAAGAUGCAAUGAAAGUCAAUGGUCACUAAAGUUCACAUUCUGCUUCUGUUGUGCUUCACAACAAAAAAUAAAUAAUUCAUUCAGGUCUAGAAGAACAUAAGGGUGAGAAAAAUGUAACACAUUUUUGGGUGAACUAUCCCUUUAAUAUCUGACUGGGAAUUGAACAUACAUGUAGAUCAGCAACAGUCUAAGAAUCACAGUAUGGUCUCAAGUUUGGAUAUCUUAUUACGAGAUGCAAGUACUCACAGAUAUUUGCAUGUGAAGGACCAAAUGGUGGCCCAUUGCCUCAGGCAAAACCUUAAAUGUGAGAUAUU
Xyrauchen texanus (razorback sucker) is the source of this 2166-nucleotide messenger RNA. RefSeq names its product gonadotropin-releasing hormone II receptor-like. The transcript is spliced from 3 exons. NCBI's taxonomy places the organism in Eukaryota, Metazoa, Chordata, Actinopteri, Cypriniformes, Catostomidae. Gene Ontology annotation, cellular component: membrane. Gene Ontology annotation, molecular function: gonadotropin-releasing hormone receptor activity; peptide binding. Bases 1 to 1134 code for a protein of 377 amino acids. Gene Ontology annotation, biological process: G protein-coupled receptor signaling pathway. The record is from RefSeq and is a predicted model, not a curated record.